AUGGUCUCUCCUGCGAUCGCCUUGGCUUUUCUUCCUCUUUUACUCACUCUGAUUAUCCGUUACCGUUAUUACUUCGUGCUGCUGUAUCGAGCGGUGCUGACCCGCUGGGUGCGGGACUGUUUAUCGGGCAUCAGUCGAGAGGAGCGGGCCUUUCAGUACAUACUAACCCACGCAACACCUGGAGACUCACAGAGCAUCCUGGACACCUUCGACACGUGGUGCAGCAAAGUGGAGUUCAUCAGCAACAUUGGGCCCAAGAAAGGGAAGAUUCUGGACCGUCUGCUGCAGGAGAACUGCCCGAUCACUGUGCUGGAGCUGGGCACUCACUGCGGGUACAGCACUGUCCGCAUGGCCCGCUCGCUGCCUGUCGGUGCCCGCAUUUACUCGGUCGAGAUGGACCAGAGGAAUGCCCAGGUAGCAGAGAAGAUCAUUCGACUUGCAGGAUUCGAUGACGACAUGGUGGAGUUGAUUGUGCGUCCGUCUGAUGAAGUGAUCCCACGUCUGCGUGAGGAUCUGGGUGUGGAGCGUCUGGAUCUGGUGCUGAUGGACCACUGGAAGCGCUGUUACCUGCCCGACCUGCAUCUGCUGGAGGACAGCGGUCUGAUCGGCCAGGGCACCAUCAUCCUGGCCGAUAAUGUCAUCUUCCCCGGAGCACCUAAUUUCCUGCGCUACGCACGGCGCUGCGGCCUGUACGAGGUCAGAGUUCACCGUGCCACGCUGGAGUACAUGCGUGGCAUCCCUGACGGCAUGGCGGAGCUCACUUACAUCGGUAUCAAGUAA
This is a messenger RNA of Danio aesculapii, 780 nucleotides long. RefSeq names its product transmembrane O-methyltransferase (gene tomt). Lineage: Eukaryota; Metazoa; Chordata; Actinopteri; Cypriniformes; Danionidae. The transcript is spliced from 3 exons. Bases 1 to 780 code for a protein of 259 amino acids. Gene Ontology annotation, biological process: developmental process; catecholamine catabolic process; dopamine metabolic process. The record is from RefSeq and is a predicted model, not a curated record. Gene Ontology annotation, molecular function: catechol O-methyltransferase activity.